UUUGAGUUCAAAGUGCAGGUUGGCGCCCCAUCAGCCAGCCGGGUUUACUCAACUCCGCAGGGCUUGAAAAGCAACGAGCUCCUCCUCCGACGGAACAUUCAACAAGGAUCAAGAUGGAACGAGUCAGCUUGCUGGUGUUCGUGUGCGCUGCCGCCUCAUUGGCUGGCGCGCUGGACCCCAGAGGAACACGACCCAUGGAGCCAGGCACCCGCUCCGACAAGUGCGCCACCCAGAAGGAGUGGCCGUUCUGCACUGACGAUGACUGGGGUCCCAAGUGCCCGUCGGGCUGUAGGAUCCAAGGACUGAUGGACUACCGGGACCAUAGCCUGCUGAAGAAGAUCGAGAAGAUCCGCAGCCUGCUGGAGAACAACCAACAAAGGCAGAGGUCAGCUGAUCAAGUGACGAAGCAGACAUACGAAUACCUGAAGGAAAGACUGAACCUCAACACCGGUCACGACGGCCGCUACUACGACUUGGCGCAGAACCUUCGCCAGAGGAUCGGGGAAAUGAAGGUGAAGAUCGACAGGCAGCUCAGGGUGCUGGCGGCACUCAGGGAUCGGGUUGCCGACCAGGCCUCCGCCAUGCAGAUGUUAGAGGUGGACAUCGACAUCAAGCUGCGAUCUUGCAAAGGUUCCUGUAAAACGUACUCCGAGUACCAGGUGGACCGCGACAGCUACGUGACGCUGGACAAACAGGUCAAUCAACUUCAGUCGCAAGAGUUGCAGCGCGUCGAUUCCGUGAGAACGCUGAAAGUGUUGAAGAGCACGGUGCUGCAGGACAUACUUCAGGAUAACGUGUUCAAGUCCAAGGACCUGGGGGACCACAGUGGACAACAGAGACAAGACAUGUUCCGUGAGGUAAAAACUCUCCAGUUGACACUGGAGGAGGAAGGUUCCAGCUCCUACCCGGCAACCAUCUCCAAAGUUCCAGGUACUUCGUCGUCCUCCUAUGGCUCCUCCACUGGCUCCUCCACCGGCUCCUCCACCGGCUCCUCCACCGGCUCCUCCACGACAUCAAAGUCCAUAACUGAGCUCGUAGGAAGCAGCGAUGGCGACUUUGGGACGACGUUUGGUGGCGGUAGCGUGGACAAGGUGUACCACACCACGACCGACACGAGCCGCUGCGUGAAGACCAUCAAGCGCACCACGGUGAUGACUGCGGACGGCCCGGUGGAAAAAGUAGUGGAGACAACAGAGGACAGUCCUGACUGUCACGACUUCAAGGGAGGGCUGGACUCCUUCUUCCCCGGUGUUAGCCACGCCUCCUCCACCAUCAAGACCGUUCAUGUGGGCGGGGCCAAAGAUGGCCACUCGAGCAGCAAAACGGGCACGCCAGAUGUGUUCUCAGAGGUUGGCUUUGACCUGGGAAAGUUCUUUGGUGACCACACGGAAGACGACGUUCCUGACGUGCACGCUCGCAGCGUGAAGACCACGCACGUUGUACGCCAAAGUGAUUACACAGGAACAGAUUGUGUCGACAUCUUCCACAAGCACGCCCAGGGGGAAACCAGCGGCGUGUUUAACGUCAAACCUGCCGCUGCCGCCGCCACUGUGGCGGUCUACUGCCAGCAGGAGGGGCUGAUGGCGGGCUGGUUGUUAGUCCAGCAGCGAGAGAGCGGUGGGCUCAACUUCAACCGAACUUGGGACGAGUACCGCCGCGGCUUUGGCGGUGUGGACGCACAGGGGAGGGGGGAGGUAUGGCUGGGCAACCAAAACCUCCACUUGUUGACCAAUCAGGGUGAGAGCCUGCUGAGGGUGGAGCUGCAGGACGAGGAUGGCGGCGCGACCAGUGCGGAAUACGUCGUGAGCGUGGGUCCCGAGGAGGAGGGUUACCGCUUAAGCCUUUCUGGCUACAGUGGUGAUGCCGGCGACGCAUUGACGUCCGCUCACCACCGGGCGAAGUUCAGCACAUGGGACACGGACAACGACGGCGCGGCGCUAAACUGUGCGGCAACACGUGGCGGUGGCUGGUGGUAUGACCAGUGCCAGUCGGCCAACCUCAACGGCAUUUACCAAGGGGGUGUGGUGUGGUCCAAUCGCAGCCUCAAGAGAGUACGCAUGUUUGUGCGACCUGCAACCUUCUGAUGUCACCACCUCCUUUCGUUUCCAGAACUUUCUGCACUGAUGUCAAUAAAGUCAUGUUCACCUAAA
Molecule: messenger RNA, 2150 nt
Organism: Nerophis lumbriciformis (worm pipefish)
Lineage: Eukaryota; Metazoa; Chordata; Actinopteri; Syngnathiformes; Syngnathidae
Gene: fga
Product: fibrinogen alpha chain
Biological process (GO): platelet activation; protein polymerization; positive regulation of heterotypic cell-cell adhesion
Cellular component (GO): fibrinogen complex
Molecular function (GO): signaling receptor binding; protein-macromolecule adaptor activity; extracellular matrix structural constituent
Source: RefSeq, a predicted model, not a curated record